AAAAGUUACAAGGUACAUGACGAUAUUUGAAAUUUAUUUGCCGUUGAGAAACACUGCGCGGAAGCACAUGUCGAUCGACAGGUUAAAAUCCUGUAAACAGCAUUCUUUAGUUACAUGUUGAAUUAUACUUUCGAAUGAGAAUAUAAAAGUUGAAAAAUUUAACAAACGGUUAUUAAGUACAAUGUCUAAAGCAAGUAAAAAUAUUGAGUCCGAAAAACAUAGAAAAGAUUCCAGGAAAAAUAAUCGAUGGGGCAAAAAAAAGAACAAUGGAUCUCGAAAUGACAAUUUUAAAAAGAGUUCUUUUAAACGAAAUUUGCCAAAUUUUCACUCAGAUGAGAAAAGAAAGAAACUGCAAGUUGGAAACAGGUUAAAGGAAUGUGAUGUUGGGAUCACAGAGUUUAUUGGAAGCGAAGGAUUUUUUGGUGUGAUUAAAGAAAGAUAUUCAGACUUUCAAGUUAAUGAGAUUGCUGCUGAUGGACAGAUAGCUAAAUUAACAAAUCAAGAUGUUCCAUCAGACGGGGAGGAUGAGAGCACAGAAGACCCCCAAAAAAUGAUACCAAGUGCAAUUUGGAGUCAACUGCAGGAAUUUAAAAAAUUAAAAAAUGCUAGUCUAGAAAUUGAUGUAACAAACUUGUCUAAAGAUCAACGUAAAGCAAUUCAUAGUAUUGCUAAAUCAAUGAAGGAAGUUUUAAGUCAAACUGUAGAUAGGGAAAAUAAGAAGAUCCUGAUGAUUUUGCCAAAUAAAUACGGUAAUAAUAAGAACUUUCGGAAAGACACUAGGAUAAAUUGGAAAAACCAAGGAAAAUAUUGUUACUUUUUAUUACAUAAAGUGAACAUGGAUACAAUGGCUGCUUUGAAUCGACUAGCCAUGAAUUUACGUUUGAAUCCAAAUAGUUUCAGUUAUGCUGGGACAAAGGAUCGUAGAGCGUGGACUACUCAGUGGGUUAGUGUAAAGAAAAUUCGACCCACGAAUAUAUUAAGAGCAGCGAAAAAUAUACGUGGAGCGUAUAUAGGAAAUUUUAAAUUUGAAAUGGAAUGUUUGAAAUUAGGCAUGUUGAAUGGUAACUGCUUUAGAAUCGCUUUGAGAAAUGUUAGUGGAACAGAUGAGCAAAUUGAAAAGUCAAUGAUUUCUUUAAGAGAGCAUGGAUUUAUAAAUUAUUACGGUAUGCAAAGAUUUGGUACUGUAGCAACUAUUCCAACUUAUGAAAUAGGCAAAGCUUUACUUCAAGGUAAAUGGAACGAGGCAAUUGAUUUAAUUUUGAAACCUAGAGAGGGUGAGAAUGAUGAAGACGUGGUAGAAGCUAGAAAAAUAUAUGCAGAAACUAAAGACGCAAGCGCUGCAUACAAAAGAAUUAAAAACUGUAAUAAAGUAGAGGCUAUACUUCUAAAGGGACUCAGUACAUGUAAUAGUAAUAAUCCUCAAGGUGCUUUGGAUUUAAUACCAAGAAAUGUUCGUUUAAUCUAUAUUCAUGCCUAUCAAAGUUUCGUUUGGAAUCACAUAGUAUCAAAAAGAAUAAGAGAAUUUGGAAAGAAUCCUGUGGUAGGAGAUCUAGUAUAUGAAAAAGAUGUAAAAUCUGAUAAUGAAGAAGAACUCGUAACUGAAGAUGAAGAAGCUAAUGAAAAAGUAAGUGAACUUGGAAACGAAGAAGAUGUAGAUGAGGAAAUGGAGAAACCGCCUGAAACAUUCGAAGAAUCACCAAAUACUUUGAUUAAAGAAAUGACAGAUACUACAGAAUGCUGCCUUAAAGUAGACGAGAAAUAUAGAAAGAAUACAGAGAAAAGUAGAAUUACUAAUGAGAAAAAUGAAAACAACGAUUCAUAUAAUCUUCCUGCGGUAAAAAUUCUUGAAGAGAAAGAUUUGCCAAAUUACACUUUAGCAGAUGUAUUAAUGCCACAAGUUGGUUGGAAAGUUACAUACCCGCCCUAUGCUAAACCAUGGUUCGACGAGUUUCUGGCAAAAGACGGAUUAACUACUGAUCUUAGGCAAAAGAAUAAAAAAUAUACUUUGGGCGGUGCUUAUAGAAAAAUAUUGCAAAUUCCUUCGAAUUUAUCUUGGAACGUUAUGCAUUAUUCAAAGAAACAUGCCGAUCUUAUUAUGUGCGAUAUUAAUGAAAUGAGAAAGUGCUCAGCUCCAAAAGAUGAUCCAGAAGGAAAAUAUAAAGCUUUAAUAAUACAAAUGUCUUUAAAAUCUUCUACAUAUGCAACUAUGGCAUUGCGUGAAAUUUUAAAAUCUGAUACAUCGCCGCAAGUACAAGCUGCUCAGUCUGCUGCUUGUGAGGCAGAAUUCGAGAAGUCAAACAUCUCGGAAAAAACUAAAAACACUAUCAAAGACGAUAAUAAAUCGAGCGAUAUGAAAAAACAUUUUGAUAUUGAAGAUGAUAAAAUGGAAAUAUCCAACUAAGUAUGAAGCUGUGAUAAUUCCCUUAUAUGUCUAAAUGAACCAACAUAGCUCCAUUUAUUAAAUAAUUCAAAAUUUUGAUUUUUGAUUCCUUAAAAUUUAAUUAAAUUUAUUUUUUUUUACGAGUUAUU
Messenger RNA from Frieseomelitta varia, 2529 nucleotides. RefSeq names its product pseudouridylate synthase 7 homolog (gene Pus7). Gene Ontology annotation, molecular function: RNA binding; pseudouridine synthase activity. Gene Ontology annotation, biological process: pseudouridine synthesis. Gene Ontology annotation, cellular component: nucleus. The transcript has 6 exons. The record is from RefSeq and is a predicted model, not a curated record. Lineage: Eukaryota; Metazoa; Arthropoda; Insecta; Hymenoptera; Apidae. The coding region runs from base 182 to 2401 and encodes 739 amino acids.